AUGACCUCCAUGGCAGCUGCUCUUGCAGCCUCGUUGCCCGCUGCUAUCUCUCGAACCGGAACCCCUCAACCUUCCUCUAUCCAACAGCAACAGCAGCCUAAGCAGUUCCCUCAGAGAUUAGAGGGCGUGGUAGAUGUGGAAGCCGCAAGGGAGGUCGAGAGCGUACAACUGAACUCGUUGGUAUUCCUCAAGAUGAUGAAGCAUUCGACCGACAUCUUACCACCGCCACCUGCCAACACCUUGCAACAGGAUAGAAACGCACCUCCUCCUACUGCAUUAUCGUCCCAUACCGACUGUUUAGGUGUACUGUUAGGUCUGGACAUGGACGGUGUGAUGGAAGUGGAAGACUCCUUUGCUUUACCUGGAGGAGAAACCAGCUUAGGAGCCAACUCAUACUCUGACCGACUUCUCACCCACUUACGAGAAGUCCAAACCCCCGAUUCCCCAGUUGGUAUCUACCUUUCGACGCGUAACGGAGGCUUUGCAACUCGAGUAUCUAUCGAAUUACUAUCGGCCGUCGAGAAAGCUGCUGGAGGAAGAGGAAAAGCCAUCUUGGUCGUGCAUGACGCUAGUAAAUCCAAUGGAGGUGAUCUGAGCGUGAAGGCUUUCAGGUUGGGUGACGGUGCUAGAGAAGCUGCUAAAUUGGGUAAAUGGGAUGAGAAGACCCUCACUGAGAACGGUAUAACUUCAUCUACCUUGCUGUCACCUUUACCACUCACGAUCACCUCUCCUACACUCAUUUCCGCAUUCCUGUCAACCCUCACUGCCCCCUCUUCAGAGCCUGAACGAACCCUUUCCGGCGCAUCAUCUUCCGUCGCUUUACCACCAUCUUUCUCACCACUCAUAAACCCUACUCCUUCCUCUUUGACCAACUAUUUGCAAAACACCCUUGAUUCGUUAACCCUCCACUCCCACGAGGCCAAUAACAUCGCAUUCUUGACCCGACAGAUCGCGAGGGAGAAGGUUAAACAUGAACAAAUGGUCAAAGAUCGUGAAGAGGAGAACAUAAAGAGAAGGAAACAGGGUUUAUCUGAGUUCCCAUCUAUCCCCAAGGAGAUCAAGAACCCAACCAAGGAACCAUCGAGAUUGGAGAUGAUCUGUCUGAACGGCACGACCGAAGGGUUGGCGAAGAACAUGGCGGCUGAGGCUGGUAAGGGAUUAGUCAGGAGUUACCUCUAG
This is a messenger RNA of Kwoniella botswanensis, 1179 nucleotides long. RefSeq lists its product as uncharacterized. Gene Ontology annotation, molecular function: protein binding; metallopeptidase activity; translation initiation factor activity. The transcript is spliced from 4 exons. Bases 1 to 1179 code for a protein of 392 amino acids. The record is from RefSeq and is a predicted model, not a curated record. Gene Ontology annotation, cellular component: eukaryotic translation initiation factor 3 complex; cytoplasm. NCBI's taxonomy places the organism in Eukaryota, Fungi, Basidiomycota, Tremellomycetes, Tremellales, Cryptococcaceae.